AUGGCACUGUACGGUGCCCCCGUGUUCGCCGACGCUCUCGCGUCUCGCGACAACAAGGCCCUCCUGCGGAGACCCCAGAGGGCCAUAGCGGUGAGAGCGAUACGGGGAUACCGUACGGUGUCGUGGACGGCGGCCACGCUUCUCGCGGGCGAUCCGCCCUGGGAACUCCAGGCGGAGAUGCUCGCGAGAGUGUACGCGGCAAAGUCGAGCCUCAGAGCUGGAGAAGGGCAGGUCCGUAGUACGGACCGAGCGAUGGACAUCAGGACUCAAGCUCAGAGGGCCCUGAUGAUCAAGUGGGAGGAGAGCCUGGGGUCUCCGGCGGCGGGCACGGUGACGGUGGACGCGAUACGUCCACAUUUAAGUCGCUGGGUCCAAAGGCGGCACGGGGUGCUGACCUUCCGCCUGACGCAGGUGCUUACCGGGCAUGGUUGCUUUGCCCUAUUAAUCAUGGAAACAAAGACCAAAACGAGACUACCCCAGGAGGGUACCUGCGCCUCCGGCAAAGGAGAAUCCCUCCGUGCAUCUUCGGAUGCACGCUGCCCGUUCGAUUCUGGGGAGGGCACCCUUUGUUACUGUGAUUCGCCCCAUAUGGGCGUUGACGUUGUGCCCGGGAAGGGCGGUGAUACGACCUCUGCAAGAAAUACGGACUCCGAUAACAGCCUUCGGAGUGGCGGCUCAAACGAGCCGUCACUCUCGAGGACUGGUCUCCCCUCGCGAGAUCGCAAGGGGAGAUUCCUCUCACGCCAAAAAGGCCCUUCUAAGGGCCAGGACAAAGGUGGAAACCGUUUUGCGGUUCUGGCUGCGGACGACAAAACGGACACCGAUACAGACAUGGUUUCGGGAUCCCCUGAUAGGCAUAUUGCUUUGACGGGACGGCGGAAGCGACCCUCAUCCUCGACCUUCGCGUCUGGGCGUGACGGUUCGGACACGGAGGCCGAGGGCGCGGGCCUCGCUAAAAUUAACACGGCGAGAAGGGGAAAGGCGAGAGGAACCACGGCGGGUCCUUCCCGCGAAAAGUUCCUCAAGCCAGCACCUGUCCGGCCGGAACCCGUAAACAUACUCAUCGACAACGAGCCCGACGUCGGCUCGUUGAUCGUAGACGACGUCGUUGCGCUCAACGCGCAGGAACUCAGGGCGCGCGCGGGCGAGGGACUCGCCGUAAUACUAGAGGUUGCCCGGAAAUCCGGGAACCUCAAAGGCGAGUUCGUCGCAAAGCUGAAGAGGUCCGCGACGGACCUGAGCGAGGUGGUCGACGCCUUUGCCUCUAGGACCGAGGCCGAUGAAGUGAGGCGGCUCCGAGCGGAGAACCGCCGCUUCAGGAUCGAAAUAGAGGCAAUGAAAACGGAGCUGAAGGCGAUGCGGCGCGGCUUCGCCGAGGCGAAGACGGAAGCGGCCGCUAACGCCGCCGCCGCCGCCGCCGCCGCUGCCAACGCCUCAGUCGCCGGUCCACCUGCGACACUUCCGGUGGCGGCCAUGCUAGAGGAGUUCAAGCACUCCUUGACCUGCUCGCUGGGCGAUAUGAUGAACGUCCGGCUGGCGCAGAUCGAGGAGAGGCUGCCGCCGGCUCCGUCGGUCCGCCCCCAACUGGGAGCUGGUGGACCUCGACGCCCUGAGACGGCGGCCACUACGUCGGCGGCCCCCUCCACGGUUGCCCGGGAGGAAACCUGGGCAACAGUGGUUAAAAGAGGGAAGGGCAAGAGGAAGGGGAAAGGGAAGUCCUCCGCCCCUCCAUCUACACCUGCAGUCGAAGGCCGGACUGCCGCCCCUGCGGUGAAGCCGACUGGCAAGCCAGCCGCGGCGUCGUCCGCGCGACCGGCCGCCAAGCCGACCGCCAAGCCGACCAAGCAGCCUGGAAGGCCGGCAAUAAAGGCGACGGUUAAGGCCAAAUUCAAGGCCCCGAAGACUGCGGCAGUCGUCGUCCAGCUGCAGCCGGCGGCUAUAGAGAAGGGUCAGACGUACGACUCCAUCUUCCGGUCGGCCGAAGACACCGUGAAAUUGGAGGAACUGGGGAUCGAGCGCAUCCUCUUCCGUCAUACGGCGACGGGAGCGAGGAUGCUCGAGAUACCCGGUUCCGACAAAGAGGAGAAGGCCGACCGGCUCGCCAGCCGGCUCAGGGAGGCCCUCUCGGACGUGGCCACCGUCGUCAGGCCCGUUAAGACCGCGCAGGUGCGCAUCUCGGGCCUGGAUGACACGGCCACUCCCGAGAGGGUGGCGGCGGCGGUCGCGAAGGCGACAUCGUCCGACGUCGGCACGGUGAGGGUCGGGGCGAUCCGCUCCGGCUUCGGCGGCAUGGGCUCCACCGUCGUAUCCUGCCCCGUCUCGGUUGCGAAAGCGCUGACCGAGGGGGGCAGGCUACUGAUCGGCUGGAGCUCGGUGCGAGUGUCGGCCCUGGAGGCGCUCCCCAUGCGCUGCUUUAAGUGCAUGGGGUUGGGCCACACGCGCCCGAAGUGUCCGGCGACUGUCGACAGGGGCGACCUCUGCUUUAAAUGCGGGAACGCGGGGCACAAGGUCGCCUCCUGCCCGGAGAAGACACCGCGCUGCGUGGUGUGCGCCGAGGGAGGAAAGCCCUCGGGGCACAUCAUGUGCGGCCGCAGGUGCAGGCCUGCGACCUCGAAAGGAAAGGGGGCCCUCGGAACCCGGGCCCCCCGAGAGACCGCAAGCCAGACAGCCGCAGACGGCGUUGCCCCCCCGGCCGCGGCGGGGGAGGUGGAGGUUGUGAUGUCUGAGUAA
Melitaea cinxia (Glanville fritillary) is the source of this 2730-nucleotide messenger RNA. RefSeq lists its product as uncharacterized. NCBI's taxonomy places the organism in Eukaryota, Metazoa, Arthropoda, Insecta, Lepidoptera, Nymphalidae. Gene Ontology annotation, molecular function: zinc ion binding; nucleic acid binding. The record is from RefSeq and is a predicted model, not a curated record. The transcript is spliced from 2 exons. Bases 1 to 2730 code for a protein of 909 amino acids.